CAAGCGGCGUUCUUCCCGAGGGCGGCACCGGGGCCGGGCGGUGGGGUCCGUGUGCCCGGGCGAGGGGCGGAGCUGCGGGAUGGCGUCCGGAGCGGCUCGCUGGCUAGCGUUGGCAGCCGUCAGGUCCGGGGUUCUCCGGAAAGGGCCUAGCUUGAGGAAAGGUGGCGAUGUCGCCGCGGCACGGAGCGACCCAGGCCGGAGCCUGGUACCGUCGAGAGGCGGCUCUGGAGCUCACAGCCGCCACUCUGACCCUCUGCAGAUGUCCUUCGGCCUUCUCCGUGUGUUUUCCAUCGUGAUCCCCUUUCUCUAUGUUGGGACGCUCAUUAGCAAGAACUUUGCUGCUCUACUUGAGGAACAUGACAUUUUUGUUCCAGAGGAUGAUGAUGAUGACGACUAACAAGAAUUACAGAAAGCAGAAAGCACUAACUGAAGAAAUGGUGAUGUUCUCAGCCUCUCUGCCUUCCCUAUCAGCAGGACUCAGGGAAAGCCCUCAACCUCCCAGUCUGGUGAAGCUGCCUCUGUGGUCCAUGACUGUAUCCCAGAUCCCCAGGCUCUGGAAGGCUCCCUGAGAUGUGCUGUCCACUAAGCACUGGACUAACAAGCAAUCACAUUAUGAAUAAACAUAAUAAAUGCCAGCUGUUUGUGACUGAAUAA
Messenger RNA from Sapajus apella (tufted capuchin), 654 nucleotides. RefSeq names its product single-pass membrane protein with aspartate rich tail 1 (gene SMDT1). Lineage: Eukaryota; Metazoa; Chordata; Mammalia; Primates; Cebidae. The transcript has 3 exons. The record is from RefSeq and is a predicted model, not a curated record. Bases 80 to 397 code for a protein of 105 amino acids. Gene Ontology annotation, cellular component: uniplex complex; mitochondrial inner membrane. Gene Ontology annotation, biological process: calcium import into the mitochondrion; mitochondrial calcium ion homeostasis.